Messenger RNA from Seriola dumerili (greater amberjack), 1115 nucleotides. It is a transcript of the gene atf3, whose product is annotated as activating transcription factor 3. Gene Ontology annotation, cellular component: nucleus. The record is from RefSeq and is a predicted model, not a curated record. The transcript has 4 exons. Gene Ontology annotation, biological process: regulation of transcription by RNA polymerase II. The coding region runs from base 127 to 807 and encodes 226 amino acids. Gene Ontology annotation, molecular function: RNA polymerase II cis-regulatory region sequence-specific DNA binding; DNA-binding transcription factor activity, RNA polymerase II-specific. Lineage: Eukaryota; Metazoa; Chordata; Actinopteri; Carangiformes; Carangidae.
GGCGGAAGGAACCGAAAGAAGAAGGAGACAGAGACAGAAGAGGCACGAGCUCACGGUGUCACGGGGGGACGUUCGUUUUCUCCACAGCCACCUCACCUCAUCCGCUCACUCUACAGCUUUAACAGAAUGAUGCUGCAGCACUCGGGUCCCUCGCUGGCCGACAUCAGCUGCUCUGCCCUGGUGCCCUGCCUGUCCCCGCCGGGCUCGCUCACCCUGGACGACUUCACCAACUUCACGCCCAUCGUGAAAGAGGAGCUGCGGCUCGCCAUCCAGACCAAGCGCCUGUCCAACGGGCUCAGCGCCGACAUGAGCUCGGACGGAGCCAGCUCCAGCUCGGACCGGGCGUACGACGCGCUCCCCUGCGGGUCGGGAGUCAAGAGAGAGUUGACAACCGAGGAGCACGAUAGGAGGAAGAGGAGGAGGGAGAGGAACAAAAUCGCUGCUGCAAAGUGUCGCAACAAGAAGAAGGAGAAGACGGAGUGUCUGCAGAAGGAGUCGGAGAAGCUGGAGAGCGUCAACGCCGACCUGAAGGCUCAGAUCGAGGAGCUGAAGCAGCAGAAGCAGCAGCUGGUCUACAUGCUCAACCUGCACCGGCCCACCUGCAUCGUCCGGGCCCAGAACGGCCAGACGCCUGAGGACGAGAGGAACCUGUUCAUCCAGCACAUCAAGGAGAGCACCUUACAACUCCACAACCUCACCUCCUCCUCCAUCACCUCCUCCUCCUCAGUCACAUCCACCUCUACAGUAGCACCUCUAGAUGGAGGACUCCUCACCCUCGAUCACAUUCACUGCCCCAGUCACCUAUGAGCUGAGCGAGCAGGUGUUUUUGCCACUUUUCUAAGACUUAUGCGACGCGUCCGCCCGCCGUCUCUGAUGGAGCUGAGACUGUUCGAGACGCAGGUGGAGCCGCCGUAGACUUAUGACACGAGAAUGACAGUGAGACGCCACCUCCAGACGGCUCCUCGUUCUCAUUCAGCAUCCACAAAGCUGCUACAGAGAGUGUCAUAACGUGACCUCAGCACCACCCACUCCCUGAAACCGUAGCUGCUGAUUGGACAAAAAGUGACGUACGAUGGACACCUUGACAUGCAUUAUGAAUUUCUUUUUUUUUUUUU